AUGACGCACGACGCGCGAUGCCGCACCGCGCGCGAGGGCCGCCUCUCCUUUCCCUCUGGUCACAGCAGCACGGCCUUCGCGGGGUACGUUCCACCGUGUCUGUAUCUCUUGGGUCUCUUCCGUACUCUCAAGGGGGGCCGACUUUGGCUUGUCACGCUCUUGCUGCUUCCGUUGAUCUUGCCCAUCACCGUCGCCGUCUCCCGCACGACCGACUACCGCCACCACUUUGACGACAUCCUCGCCGGCUCCAUCUGUGGCUCGGUCCUCGGCGUGCUGUCGGUGGUGCUCAACUUCCGGCCAUCGACGCGCGGCGAGUGGACGCUUUCCGAUCACCCGGACGACAGCGUGGAGACUCCGGCUGUGCCGCUGUGCCCGCUCAUGGACGGCGGCGAGGCGGUGAACGAUGGCGAAUUGAUGGCGGCAGACUGCGAGCCGCCUACACCCCCUUUGCCCGCACACUCUUCUUUCUCUCGUGAUCGGCGCGGGCUGAAGAGCAUUGCGGCGCCAUCGCUGCGAAACAAGCAUGUCUCCAGCAUUAGUGCUUCAUCGAACGACGAGGUGCACUCUUGCCGCAUCCUCGCACCUGGCGGUCGGUCGCUUGAGGUGAAUGUGCCACAACGGACGAGCGCGCACAGUCUGGUCGGCGAACAGGAACUCGGAAUCAGCCGCGAGAGUCCCUCCACCGCUGCCGCCAACGAGUUGUCUGGGCUGAACAAUCGCCCCAGUGCCUUGCAGCGCCGCGAAUCGGUGGGAGAAAACUCCGUCGUGGUGCUCGUGUCUCCCAAGGGCAUGGACUAUGGCGAAAGGCUCGAGCAGAAGCAGUAG
Messenger RNA from Leishmania mexicana MHOM/GT/2001/U1103, 825 nucleotides. RefSeq lists its product as hypothetical. NCBI's taxonomy places the organism in Eukaryota, Euglenozoa, Kinetoplastea, Trypanosomatida, Trypanosomatidae. The transcript has a single exon. Gene Ontology annotation, biological process: phospholipid metabolic process. The record is from RefSeq and is a predicted model, not a curated record. Gene Ontology annotation, molecular function: phosphatidate phosphatase activity. Bases 1 to 825 code for a protein of 274 amino acids.